AUGCCUCGAUUAGAGCUCAAUGGAGCUCACCUCUUGUCAAAACUUUUGGCAUAUGCAAAAUCAAUUUUAGCAGAGGACUUCGAGAUCGCAGAAACCCACGCCUUCACGGACUCCACCGUAGCCCUGGGUUGGAUCCAAACUCCGGCUUAUCGCCUCAAAACCUAUGAGGGGAACAGAGUUGCUGAGAUUCAAGAAAACGUAUCACCUGAGUCCUGGAGACAUGUACCAUCAGAAGAGAACGCUGCAGACUGUGCAUCUAGAGGUUUGCUGCCAGCAGAGCUGAUGAACGCCGAAAUGUGGUGGUCCGGCCCAAAAUGGCUCAGCGGACCAAAAUCAGAAUGGCCUAUCUCUAGAAAGGACCCAACUAAACGGGAAGAUGAAUUCAUCAAAGGUGCUAUGAAACCAGAAUCAGCGACAAGUCUUCACCUCAACGAGAAACCUGCAACCUGGGAUUUCUUCCAGCGCUUCUCCUGGUGGCCUUCUCUGAAACGCGUGAUGGCCUACAUACUACGUUUUGUCAACAACAUUAGAGCAAGAAAAAUCGAUACCUCUCUGUCAAAUCUGCAUGGACCCUUAUCGCUUGAGGAGAUUGCAGCAGCUCAAAACAAAAUUUGCACGCUAGUGCAAAAGGAAGCCUUCGCUGAGGACCUCAAGAGCCUCCGCAAAGGCAAGGAAUGCAGUGAUCAAAUACAGAGACUUUGUCCAUUCCUUGACACUCAAGGACUCAUGCGAGUGGGUGGCCAUACCUUGUUUCAAACUCAAGGCAAAGCCAGUCAAUCAGUUGAUGGGCAAUUUACCAGUCAACAGAGUCACCGCAAAUCGCGCUUUUCUAUGCACAGGCAUGGACUUCGGUGUACCCAUCAAAACCCGCACGUCGACAUUAAGGAAUUCAAAAGUGGUCAAAACGUACAUAUGUGUAUUUGCCUGCUUCUCUACAAAAGCGGUACACAUUGA
This is a messenger RNA of Bemisia tabaci, 954 nucleotides long. Lineage: Eukaryota; Metazoa; Arthropoda; Insecta; Hemiptera; Aleyrodidae. The record is from RefSeq and is a predicted model, not a curated record.